Molecule: messenger RNA, 3363 nt
Organism: Nerophis ophidion (straightnose pipefish)
Lineage: Eukaryota; Metazoa; Chordata; Actinopteri; Syngnathiformes; Syngnathidae
Gene: fsd1
Product: fibronectin type III and SPRY domain containing 1
Exons: 13
Coding region: 203-1684 (493 amino acids)
Molecular function (GO): protein binding
Source: RefSeq, a predicted model, not a curated record
UAACUCUCCAUUGGCGCAUGCGCACUACGUUCCGCGGCCCUGAAGGCGUUGCUGCUCGCUGCUGCUGUCCGUUCGAAAGAUGCGUCGCUCCCCGGCAGCAUCAGUACCAGCUCCGCCUUACUAAUUCCCGAAAAACGGGGGGGACGAGACGAGUGACUGCCGGUGCCGUUUGUGGGAGGUCGUUGGAGUACGGGGCGGUGAGAUGGGAGACCAGAAGGAGUCUCUUCGUAAGAUCACCCACACCUUGGCCACCAAGAAUGAGGAGAUUUCCAAUUUCAUCUGCAGUCUCAAACAGAGCCUGGACAACCUGGAGGCCAACUCCACCAGAGUACAGGAGGACCUGGAGUCCGAGUUCAACACCCUCCACUCAGUUCUGGAUGGGAUGAAGGAGAACAUGUUGACACGCAUUAAGCAGGAGCGAGCCAGCCGCACCUACGAACUACAGAGUCAGCUAAGCGCGUGUUCCAAAGCGUUGGAAAGUUCGGAGGAGCUGCUGGAGCUGGCCAAUCAGACGCUUUGUUCCUCCCAGACAGAUGGGUUCACACAGGCAGCCAAAGACAUAAAGGAUAGUGUGACGAUGGCUCCGGCCUUCCGCCUUUCCUUGAAGGCCAAGGCCAGCGACAACAUGAGCCACUUGAUGGUGGACUUCAGCCAGGAGAAGGACCUGCUGCAGGGCCUAAAGUUUCUCCCAGUUCCGGCCACACCAGAGAUCCACGUGUCUGAGUGCCAGGUGUGUGACAACACGGUGACUGUCGUUUGGACCUUAGCAGAGCCUGACAGCAAAAUAGACCACUACAUCCUGGAACAUAGGCGUACAAACCAUGAGGGCCCGCCACGCAUCCGAGAGGACUACCCUUGGAUGGUGUUGGAGGGGAUAAAGGAGAUGGAACACACGCUGACAGGUCUGCGCUUUGACACUCGCUUCAUGACGUUCAGGGUGAAGGCAUGUAACAAGGCCGUGGCGGGGGAUUUCUCUGAGCCUGUUACUCUGGAAACCCACGCAUUCACCUUCAAAUUAGACUCCUCGUCGGCCCACCAGAACCUGAAAGUAGAGGACCUGAGUGUGGAGUGGGACGGUAGCGGAGGGAAGGUUCAGGACAUUCGCAAAGAAAAGGCCCGAACCGGCUCACCCAUGCAGUCACCAGCCAGGUCAGCGUUGAUGUCACCGAAGAGGGUACCAACAGCCCGGCCCAGCAGAGACCGUUUCACAGCAGAGUCCUACACAGUGCUCGCUGACACCGCCAUCGAUGCAGGCCAGCAGUACUGGGAGGUGCGCUUCGACAAGGAGAGCAAAGCCUUCGCGGUGGGCAUUGCUUUGCGCAGCCUUGGACGCUUUGAUCAGCUGGGAAAGAGCGCUGCCUCCUGGUGCAUUCACCUGAACAACUGGCUACAGCAGAGUCUCACUGCCAAGCACAACAACAAGGCCCGAACGCUUGACUGCGCCAUCCCGAGCAGUAUAGGAGUCUUCUGUAACUAUGACGAAGGCGUGCUCUCUUUUUUCAACGCCAAAACCAAGCAGUUGAUGCACACCUUUAGGACCAAGUUCCAGCAUCCAGUCAUCCCGGCGUUCAUGGUAUGGAACGGCAGCUUCUCAGUUGUGACAGGCCUGCAGGUCCCCAGCAUGGUCCAAAGCGGCCAGAGGAGGAACAGCGGUACCAGCAGCUCCAACGCCAGCCUCACUUAGAGACCCAGCACUUCCCAGCGUUCGGCACUGCACAGCCCGCUCGGCAGCCUCACCUUGCGGUCGACAGCGCAACAGUUAGUGGCUCAUGAGAUACUGUGCGCUCCUCACACGCAAGGGGGUUGGUUUCUUCAGUCUUCUUGCAUGUCAAGCUCAGUCCAACAAAUUAGCGCUGGCCGCUGCUCUUCUUGAACCCCUUCCCCCUUCCUUUACUGCGGUCAUAUCUUCUCUCUCUCUGUGCCUUUCUUCUCAUUUCCACAUCACUGCUGCGAGAGAGACACCUCCCUAUUUCACUUAAAUGUUAGUGUCUAAUGUGUCUUCACGUAGCUUAUUGAUCAUUAUGCGCCUCUAUGGUUAUUUACCCAAAUGAAAAACUCUGUUCACUACCCAAUUCAAUGUUGCUUGUUUAUUGGCAUCCAUUGGGCCUUCCUGUUGCUGCAUUACAGGUUGCCAAUCAACUUUAAUCAAAGACUACUUAUUUUGAAUGGUGCAUGACACGAAUGGCUGACGAGUAGAUGUGCUCUUUUCAGAGCUCUGCCGCUUUCACCUUUCUUUACAUGGAUCUGGACGUCUAAGCCGAGAUGGGUGGCUAACUAACUAACCUUGCUACUAAUCAGAAAACAACUUCUGAUUUCUAGUCGAAUCCAGACUUUUUCAAGUUCAUAUAUCCCAGCCGAAUUUCACAUUAUGAUGACUUCAUACACAGUGGAACCUCAAAACUCAAAAAUAAUAUAAUUCAGUUUAGGGAUUAACUCUGUGACUGUGAGUUGCUCUGUUUUUGCUUUUUGAUUUUUUUUGUGGACCAGUGUAUUGAUAAGUGUGAUGAUAACCAUAGAACAGGAAAUUUGACUUACUGUGACAUCUAAUCAAUACCAUAUGGAACAACAGUAUGGGCAAUACAAAUAUGUAGACAGUUAAAUAUGCAAAUUACCUUUAUUUUACAUUAAAUAUAUAUUAUCAUUAUAUAUUACAGAACUAGUAUUAAUACCACAACCAAAUAAACCACUGUUUUCUCCAUUACAUGUCACUCAGGAUGACUAGUUUAAGUGUGUUUUAGAUGUUUUUAGUUUCCUAAUGCUAGUGGUUUUUUUUACAAAACGUUAAAAAGCAUUUUAAAAUCUUAUUUUAAAAGUCAAUGUGUUUUAUGAGAGCGGCAUUUUGAGCCUGUAACAAUUUAAUGCGCUUUUCAUAAUUUCAUAAGGGAAAAACCUGGAAGUCAAACAGCAUGUUUGAAUUUAGUGAUUCCACUCUACAAUUGUGAAAAUUCCAUGCAUGUUCACUCAAUCACCUCCCCUCCCCGUUGUUGCUUUGUCUUAAAACAACCAGAGCUUCAUCUUUGUAGUCUCUUUUUUCUACGUAAUUGUUAAAUUUACUUCACAAUAGUGUCAUUGUCAUCAAAAAUAACCUCUGUCUUCCAAGCCCCUGCUAACAAGUCGCCUAGUGAUCUGAUCUGCCACCCGGCUGACAAACGAAUUGAAGUGUUGACAAGUGUACAUGUUUACUUCCUCGUGGCUACAACACUUUGUUUGCACCUGAAAAAUAUGUGUAGGCGCUCUUAAAAAAAGAAGGGAAUCUUUUUGGUCCGUUUACAUGCUAAUGAAAUGUCACAACCUAGUGUGGAUAGUCAUUUUGUUUUCCAAUAUAACCUCAUCAAUCAGUGACUUAAUAAAGGAGUGAGAGCA